Molecule: messenger RNA, 9919 nt
Organism: Dreissena polymorpha
Lineage: Eukaryota; Metazoa; Mollusca; Bivalvia; Myida; Dreissenidae
Product: ankyrin repeat and IBR domain-containing protein 1-like
Exons: 20
Coding region: 222-4379 (1385 amino acids)
Biological process (GO): ubiquitin-dependent protein catabolic process; protein polyubiquitination; positive regulation of proteasomal ubiquitin-dependent protein catabolic process
Cellular component (GO): ubiquitin ligase complex; cytoplasm
Molecular function (GO): ubiquitin conjugating enzyme binding; ubiquitin protein ligase activity; zinc ion binding
Source: RefSeq, a predicted model, not a curated record
CCCAGCAUGCUUAAAUAAAAACACGAACAUUAGCCUAAAGAAUGUGCUGUACUUCGUAAUUGCAGUUUUCUUAGUUGUUUACUUUUAGGGCAUUGUCUGAAUUAUGACAUUGCCACGAGGUUUACAAGGCAUUUAUUGAGAGAUAUUUACAUUUAUCAAUAGAUACCAAUAGAGGCACCACCAUGAAAUUCAGCCCAUGUUAAAAGUUUUGCUAUCAAAACAUGGGCAGCUCUUCCUCGAAAUUCCGCAAGCAUCUUCAGACUGGGGAUGAAGUGGCAGCCCUUAAGGUCUACAAUGACCACAGUGACCUCCGUAAGGGGCUGGACCCUAAUUCUUCCUACGGGGACAACCACCAGCAUGAGACACCCCUGCAUCUGGCAGCAAGGCAUGGCAUGAAGAGUUUGCUGAGGAUAUUUCUUUUUGAACAUGGCGGAAACCCUAACAAGACCAAUGGCAAAAAGGAGACAGCACUUCACUGCGUGUGCAUGGAAAAACACCACCAGUACUUUCCCGUGCAGCGGCGCAGGCUAGAGUGCCUUAGCAUGAUCCUCCAGUGGAAAGGGGCGGAGCUAAAAGACGGUGUGGUCGAGAAAGUGGAUUUGUCCGCCCUUGACGAGUCUAACAACACUGCCUUGCACUACGCAGCCGAGAGCGGGCUGAAGGCGUGUGUAGAGCAGCUGGUGAACCACUCGUGCCCGUUGUUUAUCGAGAACAAGGACAAUCAGACACCCUGCGACAGCGCAGAGAGCAGCGGCUUCAACGAUAUAGCUCUUUACUUGGAGUCCAAAAUGGUCUUCUCAAACGAUGGAGCAGGUGGUGACAUUGAUGAGGUGCCCCCGGAGAUCGACUCGGAGGAGUAUAGUGGCCUGCGCGCGCAGGACCUCCAGGAGGCCAAGGACCAGCUGCUUGUGGAGACCGCAGACAUGCUCAGUAUACCGCUGUUCACAGCCGAGGCACUUCUGCGUAACCAUGAAUGGUCGAGGGAGAUGCUGCUGGAUGCCUGGAUGGCUGACCCGGUCUCCUGCUGCGAGAAGAGCGGAGUGACUGCCCCUGCAAGCCUCUUCAGUGACAAACCAAUUGUUGCUGAGUCAUUGAGUUCACCAACUGUAUCCCACCCACCUUGUUCACUAGCUGAGUGUGACAUCUGCACGCAGACGUUCCAGCUGAGCCAGGAACCAGUGCACAUGUCCUGUCAUCAGUUCUGCAGGGAAUGCUGGGAAGGCUACUUGAAUGUGAAGAUCAAGGAGGGCGGAGUGCAUGACAUCACCUGUCCAGGGUAUGGUUGUAACAUCCUGGUGCCUGUCGAGGUGAUUGAGAGUGUGGUCUCAAGGGAUAUGGCUAGGCGAUACCUGCAGUUUGACAUCAAGGCAUUCGUUGACAGCAACCCGAACAUCAAGUGGUGCCCAUUUCCUGGCUGUGGUCGGGCAGUGCGGCUUCCAGAGGUGAUACAGGGAGGGGCUGGGGGAUCAAGAAACUCGCCCGGUCACAAGAUCCCGGCAGACACCUCCAGAGCUGUCGACUGCGGGAAUGGCCACUACUUCUGUUGGGAAUGUUCAGGGGAGGCCCAUGAGCCUUGUAGCUGUGACAGCCUGCGCAGGUGGCUGGCUGAGGUCGCAGAGAUCAAACCAGAAACUUUACACAACACGGAGCAGGAGACCGAGACUGCUGCCAACUGCCUGUGGCUUGUGACCAACUCCAAGUUAUGCCCACAGUGCAAGUCACCCAUACAGAAGAACGAGGGGUGCAACCACAUGAAGUGCUCCAAGUGCAAGCAUGACUUCUGCUGGGUGUGUUUGGACCAAUGGAAACGUCACAACUCCUCUACAGGUGGCUACUUCAAGUGCAAUCGUUACGAGGUCUCCAAGAAAGUGGAAGACACCACUAAAAUGUCCAUCACAGAGGCUGAGUCAAAGAACAGCAAGAUGCAGGAGCUGAAUAAGUUUGUGCACUACUACACGCGCUACAAGAACCACGAGAACAGCUACAAGUUUGAAGAACCGCUGAUGAAAACAGCGAAAGAAAAAAUGUUAAAGCUGGCAGAAGCUGUCAAUGACCUUGCCACAGCCAAGGAUGAGACCAAGUUUGUUGAGGAGGCCGUUCACAAACUACUCAAGUCCCGACGGGUCCUCAAGUACUCCUAUGUGUAUGGCUACUAUUUGGACGGCCCUGCUUAUCGCAAAAUAGUCUUCGAAUUCAUGCAGACGGAGCUGGAGGAAUGUACAGAGAUCCUUUCCCAGAUGGUGAACCGGUUGUACCUGAGGACGCCUCGCAAGAAGAUAAUAGAGCAGGCCCAGCUUUGUCACAGGAAGCGCCAUGAUUUUCUCACUGCAAUAUCCAAGGGUCUUGUUCCACCAGAAACACCGCCGGGCUUGCGGAAAAAGCGACGGAGGUACAGCAUGGAUGUAGAUGAUGAGGAUAUGAGGAAGGCAAUUCUGGCUUCUAUCGAAGACUUUGAUCCAGAAAACCCCUGGAUAGUGGAUGCCUCUGGUCGGCACACUAACAUAGCGGCCAUCUUGGAUUGGCCUAGCGAUGACUCAGAUGAUGAGACUCCAUCAAGGGCAAACAAAGCCAUGUCCAUGAUGGACCCAAUGCCUGAGAUGUGCACGCGUGAAUGCUGUGCCAGACCCUGCGCCAAGAACCCCCGCACGGGCGAGUACCACAAGUUUUGUAGUCUUCGGUGCUCUCGUAUGCACAAGCAGCGCCUGGACGACGAACCGUUGCCGAGCAUGUCUGAGAUGCACAUGGAUGAGAGAAUGGACAUACUGCGGGCGCUGGAGAUGUCUCGCAUACAGUUCCUCCAGGACCAGGGCAUACUCAGCCAGGCUGAGAGAUCUGAAGAACCCUCAAGUAGCAGCAAUAACAGGCAGGCAUCAAGGGAGGCAACUUACACGCCAAGUGAAACCCUCGAUAUAGAGAUAAGACGUUUGCUGGAGUUGACCUCCCUUUUGGAUGACAAUGAGGAGACUGACCUGAAGACCAGUCUAGACCAGUCUGGAGCAGAUGAUAAUGACAGGCCAUUCAGUCUGAGUAGAUUCGGUGAGAACCAGUCCACAGUUGUGAGCAGGGUACCAAACAAGAGCGUGGAAGACUUGUACCAUCCAGAUUGCUCAAGUUGUCAGGCAGCGACCAGUCUAUCACCAUUGGUUACCAACAAGUACCUGCAUACCGGGGAACCAGACUUGCCAAGCUCCGAAUGCCCGCCGUUCGAUGAUCUUGAAGUGCUGGGUGCUUGUGGUGGCAUCUCAGUUUCUAGUAUUGGUGAGGAAAGUGAAAACCAGUCUGUGGACGAUUUCAGUUUGGGCGGUCCAAUUUUGCAGAAACUCUUAAAUAUGGACGCGAUUGACAAGUCCAAUGGUGAACCGAUAGCCUCUUGUAGAAGUUUUGGUCCCAUUAAAGAUAUUUCUGUUUCAAAUAUUCAUAUUGAUGAGGAUGAUAAAACGAAGAAUUUCAUGAAGAAAGACUUCAGUAAUUUGUCGAGGAGCAAGCCAAAGGUCGUGGAACACGGAAACGGACGUCUGUUUUCUGCCAACACCCCGGGUGAAGAUGAGAAAGUGUUUACUCUCCUUAGCCCAGAGUCGGACUUUUCUGAGUCAAGCUCUAGUGAAGUUUGGGGCUACAGACCCCAACUUGUGCAUGAGCCGAAACACAUGCAUACGCCGGAGACCGAUUCCAGCGUCGAAGGUUGCUCAUGUGCCGAUCUGCCUAAUCAAAACAGCUAUUACAGACACGAUGACACUCUGAGUGAAACAAGCCCUUUGACUGGUGAGGAGGAAAAUAAACUGUUGAAUCUGAUUGGUCAGUCUGAACACGCCUCCACCAAUCAGCGAUCGUUUAUCGAACUGACUGAGACCAUGUUAAAAAUGACUCUAGACAUGCAGAAUGAGUUAGAAUUGGAUUCAUAUACUCAAGUACCGCCUGCUCAAUUUUCAAAAGGGUCAGAGGUUAUGACUUUUCCAGAUGACAUCAUAUCUAUAAAUAGACAAGUCAGUUUGGCAUCUCUUACGGGCAUAUGCAGUGAAGCAGAAAAAACAGACGACAAACAAGCGGCUGGUCAUGGUUGCUCCAAGGAGAAUGUCUGUGAAUAUGUCAAUGGAGAAACUCAACAAAAUGAAAAAAUGGUAGAUAUUGAAGUUACUCUAGAAAGUGAGGAAAAUGAAAAUGCUGAUGGAAUAACUCUAGAAAGUGAUCAUUUAAGUAGAGUUUUGACAGAUUGUGAAGUAAUAGAUCUUGAAUCCCCAGAUGCCUUAAUGAAUGUUGACCCAAUAACCAUGUACAAAGAGGAAGAGGAAAAUUUCUUGCAAAAUUCAGGAGAUAUUUCUCUACUUGAAACUGUUGACGAAGGAACCACUGUUGCUGAAAGUCGGUCAACGUAUGUUUAAUGAGCUUCUCGAUGGUUUUAAGUAAACUAAAUGUCAAUGGUUGAGUGAAUAACUUUCAGUAACUUAAUAUUGAGUUUGUCAAUGUACAACAGUUACAAACUCAGUUGUCGAUAAUCAUGAUGGGCACUUUAUCACCAUGUUAUGUUGGAAAAGCAUCCAAAAGAAAUUAGUAAUACUUAUUUUAAUUUUUAUGGUUAUUUAAGGAUUAUUUUAACUGAUUUUUCAUUUACACUUGAUAUAUCUAGGGUGUUAUAGACCCAUGUUUUAUUGAAAUUUAAAAAAAAAACAUUAUGUACAAACAUUUUUAUGCCCCCGGUAGGGUGGCAUAUAGCAGUUGAACUGUCCGUCAGUCUGUCCGUCCAUCCUUCCAUCUGAAAACAUUAACAUUGCCCAUAACUUUUGCAAUAUUGAAGAUAGCAACUUGAUAUUUGGCAUGCAUGUGUAUCUCAUGGAGCUGCACAGUUUGAGAGGUGCAAAGUCAAGGUUAAUGUAAUCCUUUAAGGUCAAUGGUCAAAAAUAAAAAUUCAAGGGAAGUAACAAGCUUUAAAGGGAGAUAAUUUCUAUUUAUCAUUUGGCAGGUUCAGAUCAUUUUCACAAGGGAAGUAAUAUUUUAUAUUACCACCCUUGUGAAAAUUAUCUGUACCUGCCAAAUGAUAUAAUUCAAAGGGAUAUAUUUAAAAAGAUAUAUAUAGAUCAAAGUGGCGCAGUAGGGGGCGAUGUGUUUCUGACAAACACGUCUCUUGUUAACACCAGUACAUGUGUAGAUAUUUCAUGAAAGUGAUCAGUAUUUAAAAAUCUUAAUCUGAACAAGUUGUCAUUUUGUUGUUAUUGAUCUAUUUGCAAUGAUGAGCUUUGGAAUAUUUGAUUCUUGUUCUGAUAAAACUGGGCAUAAUACAUGUGCGUAAAGUGUCGUCCCAGAUUAGCCUGUGCAGUCCGCACAGGCUAAUCAGGGACGACACUUUCCGCCUAAACUUGAUUUUCUGUAAGGAGGGACUUCCUUGAAACUAAAAAUACCAUUAAAGCGGAAAGUGUCGUCCCUGAUUAGCCUGUACGGACUGCACAGGCUAAUCUUGGACGACACUUUAUGCACAUGAAUUAAGCCCAGUUUUCUGAGAACAAGACACAUUUGAUUCUUGCUUUUAUAUUUAGGCAUGGUUUUGUGUUUCUUAAAAAUGAAGUGUUUUUUUUUAAUAGCAUUUACAUUUUAAAGAACACCAUUGGUGUAGCUACUGUACCUGAUCAUAAGUGUUAUUUGAACAUUGACUGCAAAACUUUAGUUUCUGUAUCAAAUAAAGAAAGAAUUUUAACCCUUUGCAUGCUGGGAAAUUUGUUGUCUGGUAAAAUGUCGUCUGCUGAAUUUCUAAAAUUAGCAUUUUCUUCGAUUUUUUUUCCGAUACUAUCAGAAUAGCAAACAGUUUGGAUCCAUUCUGUGGCAUCUCAUCGGGAUCCACACUGUUUGCAAAGGCCUACAAAAUGCGGUUCCAGCACUGAAAGAGUUAAAUAGUAACAACUAAUAUCGUGAACUUAUAUUACAUAUGAGAAUAUGUGCCAUUUAAUGCAGGAUUAUAAGACAUAAUGGUUAUUGCGAGAAAUGUAAUUUCACAUAAAUGUGACAUGUUAACUCUUUCAGUGCUGGAACCGAAUUUUGAAGACCUUUGCAAACAGUUUGGAUCCAGAUGAGACGCCACUGAACGUGGCAUCUCAUCAGGAUCCAAACUGUUUGCUAUUUUGAUAGUAUUCUUUGAAAAAAAUCUAAGAAAUGCUAAUUUUACAAAGUCAGCAGACAACAUUUUAGCAGAAGACAAAUUUCCCAGCAUGCAAAGGGUUAAGCGUGUUCUAUAGAUGGAUUUCCUAUAUAUGUAUAUAGGUUUAGGGUAAGGAUGAGGUAAAUUUCUAAGAAAAAAUAUUUUUAAUUAUACCCCCACAAACAAAGUUUAGGGGGGUAUAUAGGAGUGAGCUUGUCUGUCGGUCUGUAUUAAUUGUCCACUCUCUAAUUCAAGUUGUUUUCAUCCGAUCUUCACCAAACUUGUCAGAUGUUGUAUCUAGAUGAUGUCUAGGUAAAAAACUAGUUAACUGGGUCACUUAGUGCGUUCUAAACAUUGAGCAUGGUGUCCGCUCUCUAAUUCAAGUAGUUUUGAUCCGAGCUUCACCAAACUUGGUCAGAAGUUGUAUCUAGAUGAUGUCUAAGCCAAUUUCGAACAUGGGUCAUGGCAGGUAAAAAACUAGGUUACCGGGUCAGUUAGUGCGUUUUAAACAUUGCGCAUGGUAUCCGCUCUCUAAUUCAAGUAGUUUUCAUCCAAUCUUCACCACGCUUGGUCAGAAGUUUUAUCUAGAUGAUGUGUAGAUCAAGUUGAACAUGGGCCAUGCCGGGUCAAAAACUACAAAAACUAGGUCACGGGGUCACUUAGUGCGUUUUAAACAUUGAGCAUAGUGUCUGCUGUUUUUUGUGAGGACAACAUGCAAAAUAUUCUGUGUCAAUGCGGCAUGUGGGGGAUUUAGUCACGUCUGUGACAAAGCUCUAGUUGAAAUUUAUUCUUAUGUAAAUACAUGUGUAUAUUCAUAUUGUAAUAUAUUCCCAUAUUCAUAAGAAUGUAUUUUAAUUAAACAUAUUUUAUCUUAGAAAUUAACUGGACAUUCCCUGACCCAUAGGUACUGCGCUUAAAGUAGGGAUCACCUAUAAUGGCCAUCACUAUAUUGACAUUUGCAUAAACUUUACAUUACGUUUCAAGGAUUGCAUACAUGUAUGUGAUAAGACCUUAAAUGAGCCUCCCUAUGUGAGAAGGGGAUUUAAUGCAUGUGCGUUAGUGUCGUCCCUGAUUAGCCUGUGCGGACAUUUUCCGCCUUAACUAGAUUUUUGCAAAGAAGAGACUUUUGUAAAACAAAAAUAUAAUUAAAGCGGAAAGUGAUGUCCCUGAUUAGCCUGUGCAGACUGUACAGGCUAAUCUGGGACAACACUUUAUGAUAAUCAACAGCUCCAAGAGAAUUGAUCUCCAAUCUGUGAUUGUACUUCUGGCAGCAAGAUAAUCAACAGCUCCAAGUGCUUGUUCUAUCCCGAAAACGGUUAUAAGGGUGUCUCAAUUAGUCUCAAUUAUCUCAAGGCUUGGGGAUUUGAGGCAUUUCAGCUAACAUGAAAAGGUUUAACUCCCAAAGGUUUAAACCUAAGAUCUGUCCAAUGACCACAAAUUCUGAUGUAUUGCUCCUUUCUAGAAAAUGAAAGUGUUUGUAUUAUCUGUGGACUUUUCAAUCAGUUGUGUUUGACAUUUUUAUUUUUACCCUUUCCCACUUGGAAGCAAAGUAAAAAUAGCUUUUGCAACCAGCAUAAAACCAGAACAGCCUGCAAGUAACUUGCAGUCUUUCAGGUUAUAUGCUGUGUGCUACGCAUCAGUAUCUAAGGGUUGAAAAUGAAGCCUUAAAAACUUGAAUCUAGUAAGAAAGAUCUUUAAUUUAAUUUGAUUUUCUUGGCCCUGAUAUUGGUUCAACGGAAUGGGAAUACAUGUAUGCUAGAUGUCUCCGUAUUGUUUGGGGAAUAAAGUGCAAUGUCUUUUGUUGUUAUGUGUGGUAAGAAUUCAAACAUGGAAUGAAUCUGAAAUGUCUUGUUUAUUCAUGUUGUUAAUGUAGCUGUUUUUAUAUUUUGUUAAUAAUGAUUAUACCAUUUACAUUAUUCUAUAACUAUGUCAUUUUCAGAUUUCAGUUCCAAAGGGACAUUUUCAUUAAGUUUGAAUGUAUUGAGGCAAAAUACAAAAAUAGGAUACUAAAUCCCUUUGUUAAUUCAUCAAGAUAAAAUGUAUGGGGAAUAAUACAUGUUGUAAGUUUCACUUGAAAUAUUGUUUCAUAUAUUCUGUUUGGUUUUUAAGUAUGUGUGAUGUAUCGACUGUAUCAAUAUUGUUUUUCCCACAUUAUUUGUAUGUGCCCAUUGCUUAUGGAACCAUUACAACUUGUUGUGUACCUUUUUUGUUCAGUGGUACAAUCAUGUGGUCAAGUAAAGACGAAAAUAUUUAACAAUAAAAAUUGCAUUCUAUGUUUGAUGUUGUAUCAUAACUUUUAUGCAUUUUAAUUUGUUAAGUAUUGUUGUUUGUUUAUAUGUUCUGACAUUUUAUAUAUGCACAUAGUAUGAUGAAACAACUGGCAGAUGAAUAUUAACUACACAUUAAACAAGUUAUUUAUUUGUGUAGUGAAAGUCUCAACUCAUAUUUGUGGAUGUGUUCAUUUGUUCUUCUUGAAUGGACAUACUAUGAACUCUACUUGUAACAAUAUAGCAUGUAGUGUUAGAUUGCAAUUAACAAUGCAGAGUCAAAGUGCCUGGCCAGAUUCCAGUAUAUUUCACUUCAACCAGUAUAUUCCCUUCAGAUAUUUUGAGCUCAGACAUGCAUAUGCCCUCCAGCACAAUUGCCCACCGGGACAUUUACAAACCCGCAAAUUCACCUUUAUAUCAGGUGUUAGACUCUUGGUUAAAUGCGCAUUUUCACUCUCAUCGUGAUUGUUUUGAACUAUAUUAAAUAUUAUAUUUAUGUUGCAGCCUAUAAUUAUAUUCAACUUUUUUGAUGGUAUAAAGGUGUAAACCGUUGAACAUAGUAUUUAGUAAAUUUAUAAAUGCCGUAAAAAUCUUGUGGAUGUUCACUUUUUUUACUUUUGGUGGUCUACUCUAUAUCCCUUUGCAUGCUGGGAAAUUUGUCUUCUGCUAAAAUGUCGUCUGCUGAAUUUAUAAAAUAAGCAUUUUCUUCGAUUUUUUUCAAAGAAUACUAUCAGAAUAGCAAACAGUUUGGAUCCUGAUGAGACGCCACGUUCUGUGGCGUCUCAUCUGGAUCCAAACUGUUUGCAAAGGCCUUUAAAAUUCAGCUCCAGCGCUUUAAGGGUUAAAAAACGCAAUUUUGACGGCGUGUUAAGAGUCUGAAACUUAAUUUAUGUACAAAAUACACUGUUUAAAAGUCCGAAUAAUUUUCUGCAGAUUUGUUCAUAGCAUGCAAAAACACAAAUGUUGAUUCUGCAACAAAUACAAGUAUAAGUGUCAGUAAACUUGUAUGUUAUUAAUUUCAUCAAAGGAAACAACAGAAGAUUUAUGGUCCAUUUAAAGAUAGUUAAUUAAUUUUAUUAAGUAUUGUUAGUUCAUAUUCAUGUGUCGGUUUAAGAUAGAGUAAACAAAAUAUUUAUAUUAAAAUCUUAUAUCCUUGCUUGAAGAAACUACCAAGUAAAUGCCCUUCGAUGCAAUAAAUGUUGCCUUUUUAGCAAAAUAUGGGUACAUGUUCUAUUAAAAAAUCAAGUUUGAACAAGAUUAAUAUUCUAAAUAUGGUGUUCAACAUACAGCCGGCAUAACAUUUUGUAUAGCUGCUUUUGUUUAUUCAUAUUUAUGUACAUUCUGUUGAAUUUACGUCCCUAUGGGAAUAACAAUGACUUAUUUAAUUAUGUAUGCAUAAUUGUUUGACAUUGUGAUGAUAUGUCUGUCUGUCUCUCUCUUUAAUUUAUAUUUUUCUUAUCUGACAUUAUUUGUGUUUGUUGGUAUGUAUUGAAAGAGUGGAAAACAUUCAAAUAAAUUUGUAAUCUCA